Molecule: messenger RNA, 570 nt
Organism: Vicia faba (fava bean)
Lineage: Eukaryota; Viridiplantae; Streptophyta; Magnoliopsida; Fabales; Fabaceae
Source: the annotation of a GenBank genome assembly
AUGGUCAAGAGCAGACUCUCUCCUGCAGAUGAUUUCGUUCUUUGUCAGCAUACCUCAAGUCCAUUAGGAAAUGCUGCAGUGGUGGAGACAUCUGACAAUAAAAUACUUGUAUUACAGCGAAGUAAUAAUGUUGGUGAAUUUCCUGGAUAUUUCGUUUUUCCCGGAGGCCAUCCAGAGCCUCAAGAAAUUGGGAUAACGUCCCAUCAAUAUGUAAAGGAGUUAACAGACUCGAUCAACAUUAAUGUCUCGCGGGAGAUGUUUGACAGCAUAGUACGCGAAGUCGUUGAAGAAAUCGGAGUGCCAGCUUCAUCCCUUAGCAUCCCGGCUUUCAUUGGUAUAUCUCGCAGGGAUUUGAAUGUGAGACCGGCUGCAUUUUUCUCUAUCAAAUGCAAUCUUGACUCAAAGGAAGUUCAGCAGUUUUACUCUAGUGCACUAGAUGGCUAUGAAUCAACCCAGCUCUAUACUGUCCCAAUGAUUGAAUUAGAAAAUAUGGCCUCUAUGAUGCCUGGCUGUCAUCGAGGUGGAUUUGCUCUCUAUAAAUUGAUGGUUGACACCAGGAAGAUUACUUGA